Racocetra persica is the source of this 275-nucleotide messenger RNA. The record is from the annotation of a GenBank genome assembly. NCBI's taxonomy places the organism in Eukaryota, Fungi, Glomeromycota, Glomeromycetes, Diversisporales, Gigasporaceae.
AGAAUUACUAUAAUUAUUCUACGGAUAAAGAUUUUGAUGAAAGUUUCAGUAUUGACCAAGAUGAACCAUUAUUCGUUCAUGAUUAUUUGGCUGCUAUGAAGACAAAACAUUGGUUAGAAGAACAAGAUUCUUCAGAAAUAAUAGAAUAUGAUGAUAAUAAUGAUACUAACCAAGUUUUAAAAUUAUUCUCACGGUGGUUGUCAAAUCUUUCAUAUUCUGAAAAUGAAAAUCAAAAAAAAGAAACCGCUACUUGUAAAAACCGCUAUGAAGAUUAA